Molecule: messenger RNA, 563 nt
Organism: Zootoca vivipara (common lizard)
Lineage: Eukaryota; Metazoa; Chordata; Lepidosauria; Squamata; Lacertidae
Gene: FAU
Product: FAU ubiquitin like and ribosomal protein S30 fusion
Biological process (GO): translation
Cellular component (GO): cytosolic small ribosomal subunit; ribosome
Molecular function (GO): structural constituent of ribosome; protein binding
Source: RefSeq, a predicted model, not a curated record
GCGCCCUGGUAGUCCCGCCCCAUUUCCUGCCUCUUUCCUUUCCCUCGUCUGCGUGCGCGGAGCGGCGGCGACUCUUUGGCUCUCUCGGCUCCAUCUUGGAUCGGCGACUGAGGGUAGAAUCAUGCAACUCUUCAUUCGUGCUCAGAAUCUGCACACCCUUGAGGUGUCCGGACAAGAAACAGUAGCUCACCUUAAGGCCCACAUUGAGUCCUUGGAGGGCAUUGUGCCUGAGGAUCAGGUGAUCCUCCUUGGCGGGACCCCCCUGGAAGAUGAUGCGGUCAUUGGACAGUGUGGCAUCAGUGACCUCACAACGCUGGAGGUUGCUGCACGCAUGCUGGGUGGUAAGGUCCAUGGCUCCCUGGCUCGUGCUGGCAAAGUGAGAGGCCAGACCCCAAAGGUUGCUAAGCAAGAGAAGAAGAAGAAGAAGACUGGCCGUGCCAAGAGGCGCAUGCAGUACAACCGCCGCUUUGUCAACAUUGUGCCAGGCUUUGGCAAGAAGAAGGGCCCCAAUGCCAACUCCUAAGCAGCACCCAGUUACCUAAUAAAUCUGAUCUUAGCUUGGA